Messenger RNA from Penicillium salamii, 1803 nucleotides. NCBI's taxonomy places the organism in Eukaryota, Fungi, Ascomycota, Eurotiomycetes, Eurotiales, Aspergillaceae. The record is from the annotation of a GenBank genome assembly.
AUGAAGUACACGUUGGAGCUUCUGGCCCUUUUGGCCUCUUCAUCCCAUGCUUUUGUGCCAGGGAAUCCAAUUGAUGUCCAGUCUCACCUUAUCUCGGAUCCUCGUGAAGUCUCUGGCAAGCAGUACGACUAUAUCAUCGCCGGUGGUGGCUUGACUGGUCUCACUGUUGCAGCAGAACUCAGUGCAAACCCCAAUAUCAGCGUUCUCGUCAUCGAGAAAGGCUUUUACGAGUCCAACAAUGGCCCUAUCAUCGAGGAUGCCAACACCUACGGUCAAAUCUUCGAUACCACCGUCGAUCAACAAUUCUCUACCUCCGAACUCGCGAUCAACAACAUGACAAUGGCCAUCAAGUCUGGCAAAGGACUGGGCGGCUCAACCCUGGUCAAUGGCGCUUCCUGGACUCGUCCGGACAAAGUGCAGAUUGACUCGUGGGAGAAGGUCUUUGGUAUGGAAGGAUGGAACUGGGACAAUGUGUUUGAGGCCAUGAACAAAGUCGAGAAAGCCCGUCCCCCUACUGCAGCUCAGGUUGCCGCGGGACAUUCUUUUGAUCCCUCCUGUCAUGGCUUCAAUGGUACUAUUCACGUUGGUCCUCGUGAUGAUGGAAAGUCUUUCUCUCCCAUCAUGCGAGCCCUGAUCAACACCACUUCCGAUUCCGGUAUUCCAACCCAAAAGGAUCUUCUUUGUGGUCAUCCUCGUGGAGUUUCCAUGAUCUACAAUAAUCUUGACGAAGAUCAAGUUCGCUGUGACGCCGCUCGCGUCUGGCUUCUUCCAAACUACCAACGCAAGAACCUGAACAUUCUGACCGGUCAAAUGGUUGGAAAGGUUCUUUUUGAUGACUCAGGUCUUAAAGCCACCGGUGUCAACUUCGGCACGAACAAAGCUGUCAACUUCAAUGUUUCUGCCAAGCAUGAAGUCCUGCUAGCCGCUGGAUCAGCCAUCUCUCCCCUCAUCCUUGAGUACUCUGGUAUUGGCCUCAAGUCAGUCCUUGACAAAGCCGGCAUUGAACAGCUCCUGGAAUUGCCCGUUGGUCUCAACAUGCAAGAUCAAACGACCACGACUGUCCACUCUCGUGCCAACACAGCAGGCCAAGGACAAGCAGCUUUCUUUGCCAAUUUCACCGAAGUUUUCGGCGACAACAGCUCUCGCGCCAUUAAUCUCCUCAAUAACAAUCUUGACAAAUGGGCCGAGGAGACCGUUGCCCGUGGUGGAUUCCACAACGUGACUGCUUUGAAAAUCCAAUACUCCCUCUACCGCGACUGGCUCCUUCAAGACGACGUUGCCUUUGCAGAACUCUUCCUGGAUACCCUGGGUAACAUCAACUUUGACGUCUGGGAUCUCAUUCCUUUCACCCGCGGCUCGACUCAUGUCCUAAGCAAGGAUCCCUACCUACUUCAAUAUGCCAAUGACCCCAUGUUCUUCCUCAAUGAACUUGAUCUUCUCGGUCAAGCAGCGGCCACCAAGCUUGCUCGCGAACUGUCAUCAAAGGGUGCGAUGAAGGGGUACUUUGACGGAGAGACCGUUCCCGGAAACAAGCUGGAUCAAGAUGCAGACCUGGACCAGUGGGUGGACUAUGUGCAGCAGAACUUCAGACCCAAUUAUCAUGCCAUUGGUACUUGUUCCAUGAUGUCACGGGAGCUUGGUGGUGUUGUGGAUGCGACCGCCAAGGUGUAUGAUACGCAGGGCCUUCGAGUCAUUGAUGGCUCUAUUCCUCCCACUCAGGUUUCUGCUCAUGUCAUGUCUGUGUUCUAUGGUAUGGCAUUGAAGAUUUCCGAGUCCAUUCUGGCAGACUAUGCUCGCGCGUGA